CAUUUUUUGCUCCAAAUGUUCAUCUGGAUUAUAAUCGUAUUAAUAUCAUUAUUUUUCAUUGCUAAACUUUCACAAAACAAUAUUGAUUAUGAUGAUGAUGAUGAAAAUAAAAAGAAAAAAAUAUUUGAAAAAUAUGCCUGGAAACAUUGGUUUCAACGGCCAAAAACAUAUCUUAUGAUUUAUUCCAGUUUAGCAUUACCACCAAGAUCAUUAUUUCAUCGAAAUUCUCAUAAACAUCAACAACAAUCACAACAACGACAAAGUAUUUUGUCUGCCGAAAUGUCCACAACAAAUUCAAAUGCAACAACAAAAACAACAACAUUGAUAAAAUAUCAAAACCUAUCGACAUUAUCAAUGGCAACAAUGAAUGGUUCAUUGACCAAUGGUCACCAUAAUCAUAAUGAAAUUGUUGCAGUUGAUGAUGAUUAUUGUGAUGAUAAUAUUGGUAUGGGUGAACACAAUGUUCACCUAUCCAAAUGUGUUGGUGAUACAAAUGGAAUCGAUGAACCAGAUCAUUCGAUCGAUUCAAAAAUGAUCAAGUUAAUGCAAUCGACAACAUCCAUUUUCGAAGAUGAUGAUGACGAUAAUAAUAAUACUAAUAAAAAUAAUGAGGAUGAUCAAGAAGAAUCAUGUCUUCUCUGUAAUUCUCGAUUUGAUUUAUCUAGACAUAAACGUCUUAUUUGUAAACAAUGUUCAUUGAAUGUUUGUUUCAAAUGUUCAUUAUAUGAUUUUGAUUCAUGGAUAUGCAUCAUUUGCCAUCAACAACGAACAAUAUCAAAUAAUAAUCAAUGUCAAUCAUGGCUUUGUAAACGUAUCGUCAAACAACAAUCAGAACGGGAAUUGUUACAUUUUAUCAAUGCAAAAUUAAGAUAUGAUUCAAAUCGACAAAUAUUGAUCAAUAAUACUACAAAAAAUGGUCAUCAUCUUAAUGUUAAUAAUAAUAAUAAUAAUAAUAAUAAUAAUGAUGAUUGUGAUGUUGAUGAUGAACAUAUUGUCAAAAAUGAAAUGUUAAAUAAUAUUAAUAACCGAAAUGGUUCCUCAUCAAAUGGAAUUGAUAAUAUUAUGGUUGAAACGAAUGGAGAAUCAUCAUUGGAAAAUGAUCGAAUAAAAAAUAACAAAAAUAUUGAUUAUCAUACACGCAUAAAUCAUCAUCGUCAAGAAAAUCUUUUGGCCAUACGUUCGGAUAUGGAAUUAAAUUUGGCCAAAUUAUUAGGCUUUGAUUCGAUUGAUUAUUCACAUAUUGGAUACAUAUUUGAUGAUGAUCAAUAUAAUCAAUUGAUCAAAACCUUUACACCAUUGUUAGCUAAUUUGCUCAAAAUAUUACAACAAUCUAUUUAUGAUUGUGAUUGUGGUCGUGAACCAGAAACAACACCUACUGAAGCUUAUAAUCAAUUAAAAGAAGCUUUACAAAAGAUUAGUGAAAAAUCAUUUGAAUUUACAAAACAAUUACAUCUACCAUCACAGCCAUUGAAAUUGAAAGAAGUUGAAGACUUCAUUAAUAAUUGUCAAUCAUAUGAACAUCUAUUGGCACAAUCUGUUGUUAAUCAGAUCAUUGAAGAUGGACAAAGUCGUUUUAUGACUACAGCAUCGACUGCAUCAUUUAAUAGUUUUAAAAGUGGUGUAUCAUUCAUUGACCAUUAUAGUAGUCAUCAUAAUAGCCAUAUAAAUUUGAAUCGUAUUCGUACAGUCAGUAGCGGUUGCUGUGGCAAUAGUAAUUGUGGUGAUGGUCAUUGUUCAGCCAUGAGUGGUGCCAAUUAUAAAAUGGAUAAUGAUUAUUCAGUCUCUUCAUUGGAUGAUCAACAUAGCUACUGUGAUCGACAAUUGACCAAUGAUGAUAUUGAUGAGGCCAUGCAUAAUAAUGAUGAAGAAUUGAAUGAUAAUCAUAAUUAUUCUUAUAAUGAAGCGGAAGAUGAUGAAAAUAAUGAAAAUGAUUUUGGUCUUGAAUUAAAUUUCGAACAAUCAAAAGUUUAUUUUCCCGAAGCCGGUCUUGAUUUGAUUGAUUCGAAAAAAUAUUCAUCAACUGAAUCGAAUCUUUCACAAGAUUCUGGUAUCAAGUUGAUUGAUAAUUCACAUUCCUGGCAAGAUAAUUGGUUUUUUAAAAAAAGCAAAGAAAAUAAAUCUUAUAAUCAAUAUCAUCUUAAUUCUGAUAUUCAUUUUGGAUAUAUGGCAUUAGCUUUAGCAGAAUCUGUACCAAUGUUGAUACCAAAUCCUAGUCAAGCAAUGAAUCCAAUGUUGGGCGAAAUGGAAGCUGAUCAAGUUUCCGAUUUAUCUGAACAUUUAUCAGAAACUGGUUCAAUAGUAUUUUCUUCCGAUGAAGAAGAAGAUAUUGCAAGUGUAGAUACCGUUGAUAAAAUAAAAAACCGUGCUGAAAAGAAUAACUCUAUGAUCGACUCGAUAUCUUCUGUCCAAACCAAUGGCAGCAAUGCUAUGGCCAGAUCACAUACCGUGUAUAUGGAAAAUCGUAGGGUAGCACCAUCAAAGUUAUCUUUUAUCAAAGGUUCAUCAAUAGAAAAUCGAAAAAAUAAAGCCAUUAUUCAAAGUCUACGAUGGACCAAGAUCAAAGUGCCAGAUUUUGUGCCAAGUGAAUUACGAACAAUAUGUAAUUCAAUACCAAAUCCACGUCUAGAAAAUUUGGAUUUUAUUCCAACUUUUACGAUGAAACCCGGAAAUGCUUCAUUACACAGUGGAAUUGUAGCACAAUUCUGUUGUAAAGCUAAAGGAUUGUUGCCAUUAUAUUUCGCUUGGUAUAAGGAUGGACAUUUGAUUGCUGCAUCGGCCGAUGAAUCAACUCGACGACCUGAAGAGAUUGAAAAUAGACGAUUAGCUCGAACCUAUUUUGGUUUACGAUUUAUACAUCGACGAUAUGUCGAAAGUAAGUGUUCGGCAUACCGUUUGAUCGUAUUCAAUGAUAAUGAAUGUAUUCUGGAGAUUAAAAAAUCGAAUCCAAUGCAAGCCGGUAUCUAUUCGGUGGUUGCUUAUAAUCAUGUCGGUCAUGAUUGGUGUGAUUUCAAAGUAGCCAUUGAUAGGCAACAUUUUUCAGCUGUUCCUAAUCCGUUCAAUCAACAAUUAUCAUCUAUAGUCAAUGUUAAUCAUCCUAUGUCACCGCGACCUGUAUUAAGGCGGCCACAACAUAAAUCUCGUAAAACAAACACGAAUGAAUUUUCUCAACUGGUUACUAAGAUAGAAAGUCCCAUGACCACUUUCCCUAAUCAAGUUAAACUAAGAAACAAUAAUAAUAAUCCUAAAGUCAAUCAUUUGAGCUCAUCUUUAGCAUCAUCACCUCACGUGAUUGAACAAACAUGGGAAGAAAGACAGGCAUUAAAUUCAAAGGAUCAUAAAUUAUUAUUGAAUAUUAUUCAACAUCGACAAACGCCAUUGCCAACAAGCUCAAAUGUGCAAUUUGUUCGUAUCGAUGAUCAUGAUAAAACUGUCGAUGUUAAUGAUGGUGGCGGGAAUAUUUCAAAAAUUUCAAUCGAUUCAAAUUGUACAAAUUCACCACAACAAAUCAUAUCAACAGAUAUUGUCCAUUCUAAAACAUAUGGUGAUGAUGGACAAAUGUUAGAAGAAUAUGAUGAAACAAUACAAAUAUUACAAAGGGAAAGUUCCAAAAGUUCCAAUGAUCAAAUAUCAUCGGAAAAUGUUUCCGACUCAUCAAAUUCAUUAAAUGAUUCAAUAAAUAUACCUGUGAUGCCAAUCGCUGAACGUGAACAUCGCAAAUGGAAUAAUCCUGACGUAAAUCUAUUGAAUAAUCCAUAUUCACCAGAAAAUAUAGAAAAACGUUCACGACAGAAAAUGAUGUCAUUCUCUCCCGAGCUUUUAUAUUCACCGGAUGCUACAUUAAAUGAUGAUCGAACUGAUGGAAUGAUAAAACAUAUUGUUGAUGAUGAAGAAUUUGUGCCGGAAGAAAAGCGUAAAUUUUUUCACAGUGCCAGAGAUUUAGAUCGUUACAAGCGUAAUUAUUAUCUGCCAAAAACGAGAAAAUUACCCGAGGAAAAAUAUUCAUUUGCAAUUUUAUCGUCAUUGGGAGGAAAACCUUCUUCGACCAGAUCAUCUUCGGCAACAUCGAUGAAUAAAAAUGAUGACCAUAAUGAAGUCAAUGGACUGACAUCGACAAACAAUAAAAUUAAUGGUGAAAAAAUGGCUGUCAGUCAAAUCAGCGUCGAUAUUAUUGGAAAUAAUCAUUGUAAAAGUACAUCACCUGAACAAUAUAGUGAGAUUUCCGUCGAGAUUAAUAACGAUGAACGUUAUUUGAUGGAUACAAAAAGGAUUGAUUCAUCAUUCAAUGAUUCGAUUGUUGAUAGUGAUAAUAAUACCUCGGCAAUAAAAAUAACAACAGCAAAUGAUUGUAAUCAUCAAACAAUUGCAAAUCAUCAUCAUCAUCAUCAUUCGAAUAACAUUAAAUCAAAUAGUAUUGAAGGAGCGAAAACAAGUCCACCUAUCCGUAAAAAUAUUGUAAAAAGUUUGACCUCUUUGUUUUCGGCAUCAACUCAACACUUACCAUCAUCAUCAUCAUCUGUUACAUCGCCAUUAUCCAAAUCGAAUUCAUUAACUCAAAUUCCACAACAACAACAGCAAAAGCGAUUAUCUAAUAUUAAUUCUAAAAAUUAUGCUGUGUACAGUCUGACAGGUCGUUCCAUACCUAAAGAGAUUUGUGAGCAAAAUCAAAAAAAUUUACCAAGAUUUAAUGAACAAAAUCGUAUUAACCUAGCGAAUGAGAUAUCGUCAUCAUCAACUUCGAUGAAAAUUUCAAGUCCUCAAAUUCAACUUAACCAAGAACCUUUUACCACUACGACAGCGAAGGCCACUCUAUUUGUCGAAGAGGCGACUUUUGACAUAAAUAAUGGUCAAUCAAAUGAAGAAAGAAAUUUAUCACGAAAUAGUAAUUAUAGUUCACCAUCACUUGAUUCUAAUGAUUCAACAUUGUCAUCAAGCAUAAAUUCGUUGGAUAAUCAAAUGACUAAUGGAAAAUCUAAUAACAACAAAAAAGAAAAAAGAGCUAUUGGUGCUAUCAAACAGCGAGCUGUUUUCUGGGAAAAACGUAUCGAAGCAAGCCAAAUUUCGGACACUCAAGUGAAUGAAAAAUUUCCAACAAUGGAUGGUUCAGAAUCGAAACCAAUUGUAUCAGAAUAAUUUUUUUUAAGCAUUUUUUGCGCACAAUUCACUUUGUAAAAUUCAGAUUCUCUUAUUUAUUUGUCAAUUAUUUAUUUUUAUUAAAUUUUUUAUAUUGAUCGAA
Dermatophagoides pteronyssinus (European house dust mite) is the source of this 5233-nucleotide messenger RNA. RefSeq lists its product as uncharacterized. NCBI's taxonomy places the organism in Eukaryota, Metazoa, Arthropoda, Arachnida, Sarcoptiformes, Pyroglyphidae. The record is from RefSeq and is a predicted model, not a curated record.